AUGUCUACAACAACAUCCAUAAAAGUUACCUAUGAUUCCAUCUCUAGACGUUUCUCAAUUCCAACCGAUUCACCGAACUGGUUGGAUUUAGAACGACAAAUUCGUACUCUUUUUCAAAUCCCUGCCUUAAAAAUCAACGUAUUUUAUAUUGAUGAGGAUGGUGAUGAAAUUACCGUUUCAAGCGAUUUAGAACUUGAAGAAAUCCUAAAACAAUUUACUUAUAAUAAUAAAAACAAACCUAUAAAACUUGUUGUAACUACACUCGAAACAUCUGAUACAUCUACCAUUUCUACAACCAAUGCUGUCACUACGGCUAUUGAUGCAUUUCCAAAUAAAAUUGAAGAUGAAUCUUGGGUUAUCGAAGCAGAAAAUGAUGAAGACAAUGAAUUUAUUAUUUAUAUUACUUCUGAUCAUCCUUGGCAUAACUCAUUUUUAGGAUUAAAUCGUGGUGGUUAUAACAGAUGUAAUGGUAGAUCUAAUUUUUAUGGACCACCAUCACAAUUCUGUAGACAACGAUUCAAUGAAAAUGGAACCCAUAACAACAACAACUACAAAUACAAUAAUUGUGGAGGUUUUUAUAGACAACCUAAGUCAUGUUACAAUAGAACAGCAGAAGAAAAUACUGAUUUGUCUGACAAGGUCAAAAUUUUAAAUGAAAUGGGAUUUCCUGAAGCUAAAAAUGCGAAACAUGAAAUUUUAUUAAGAAAAUUUAAUGGUAACAUUGAGCGUGUUGUCGAGGUUUUAUUAUACUGGCAACAAAAUAAUCAUUAUGAUGCGAAUAAACACGAUAAUCACAAAGAAAAUAAUGGUAGCAGUAGCGCUAGCAGUAGUAAAGAAGUCGAUGAAGUUUAUUAA
This is a messenger RNA of Entrophospora candida, 855 nucleotides long. Lineage: Eukaryota; Fungi; Glomeromycota; Glomeromycetes; Entrophosporales; Entrophosporaceae. The record is from the annotation of a GenBank genome assembly.